AAAAAAAAAAAAAAAACCUCAAUUGUGUUUGUUUGGUUGCGUUGUUGUUCCAAAAUACGAGUACUUCUCGAAUAAGGUAAGCCUCCCUUACCAAUAAAUAUACAAUUCCAAGCUCUUUACUAUUGUUAUUAUUAUUAUUGGGCUUUUGGAUUGGAUCUCUGAUAAACCCUAAUUAGAAUUAUUAUUAUUAAUAAUAAGAGGGAUUUGGUUGUGAUGAAUGAGAAACCCUAAUAAGAAGAAGAAGAAGUUGGGGAGAAAGGCGUAGAUGCUUGUCUCUGGAGGUGGAGGGGGACUGGACCUGAAUUGGUUCCUGCAGUUCUUGUUUACUCUCUUCAUUAUCGCUGUUGGAUUGCUCCACCUCGUCAAGAACACCGCUUCCAAGUACUUUGAGGUUGACGCCAAUUUUGAAUCAACCCCACCCAGAGAUUCAGCAAUAGUCGUAGAAAAUAGCAGCACCACCACCACCAACAACAGCUCAAGCUCUAGCUCUAGCUCUAGCUCUGAUCAUCUUCAUCUCAGCUCUCCAAUGCCCAACGAGGACACCGCCUGCGCCCACUGCCGCAACCCCGCCACCAAAAAGUGCUCCGGUUGCAAGGCCGUUCGCUACUGCUCGCAUAAAUGCCAAGAAGCUCACUGGAAAUCUGGACAUAAGACAAAAUGCAAGGAUUUGAGACCACCUGGGGUAAAUUCAACUGCAGGGUCUGGACGCAAAACUUCUGGGCUUGGGGGUAAAAGUUGCUCGGGAAUUGCACUGGUUCCUGCUCAUGGUCGUGGAAUCUCUAAGCCAAUCAAGCAGCCAAAAAAAAUUCUUUUUCCAUACGAAGAAUUUGUGAAUUUUUUCAAUUGGGACAAGCCAGGAUUCCCUCCUUGUGGACUUCUAAAUUGUGGGAACAGUUGCUAUGCCAAUGUGGUUCUACAAUGCCUUGCAUUCACACGGCCACUUGUUGCUUACUUGUUGGAAAAAGGCCAUCGGAGAGAAUGUAAUCGUGAUGAUUGGUGCUUCCUAUGUGAAUUUGAAACACAUGUUGAAAGAGCAAGCCAAAGCUUGCAAGCCUUUUCACCUAUAAAUAUUCUCUCUCGCUUACCUAAUAUUGGUGGUAAUCUUGGCUACGGAAGACAGGAAGAUGCUCAUGAGUUCAUGAGGUUUGCAAUAGAUACAAUGCAAUCUGUCUGUCUCGAUGAAUUCGGUGGAGAAAAGGCUGUUGAUUCUAGCUCUCAAGAGACAACCCUUAUCCAACAUAUAUUUGGUGGUCAUCUCCAAUCUCAGGUGAUAUGUACAAAAUGCAAUAAUAUUUCAAAUCAGUAUGAAAGUAUGAUGGAUUUGACUGUGGAAAUUCAUGGGGAUGCUGCAUCUUUGGAGGAAUGCCUAGAACAAUUCACAGCCAAGGAGUGCCUUAAUGGAGAAAAUAUGUAUAAAUGUGAUUGCUGCAAUGACUAUGUUAAGGCUUGGAAGCGUCUUACUGUGAAAAAAGCUCCAAAUAUUCUUACAAUUGCCUUAAAAAGAUUUCAGAUUGAAUUUGAGAAUGUCUCUCAAAAUUCUAGUUUAUCUAUCUGCAAAUUUUUACAGAGUGGGAGGUUCGGGAAACUUAAUAAGAGAGUUACUUUCCCUGAAACUUUGAAUCUUAGCCCUUACAUGAGUGAACCAGGAGAUGGUACAGAUGUAUACAAGCUUUAUGCGGUGGUUGUUCAUUUGGAUUUGUUGAACGCAUCCUUUUAUGGGCAUUACAACUGCUAUACCAAGGAUUUCCGUGGAAACUGGUAUAAAAUUGAUGAUUGUAAGGUUACAAGUGUUGAAUUAAAAGAGGUACUUUCUCAGGAAGCAUAUAUGCUUUUCUAUUGCAGGGUGAGUGCUCGUCCAUCAUGUCUUAGACCUAUUGAACCUUCGGUGGAGCAGCAGCAGCAGAUGGUACAAGUGACAGCAGAGCCUUGCCUAAAAGAACAAGUUGAAUGCUCCACAACUGUGGAGUCUCUAAAUCACAUGAAUGGUUUUGCGGUAUCGUCUGAUGAUAGUAGUCCGUGCCCAAAGGUUUCUAGCUGCGAAGAAGAGUCAUCUACUGGAAUCAACCCUGUAGCCCUAAAAGAAAAUCAUCAGGAUGUGGGGGUGGUCUAUGUCGAGUCAAGUUCUGUUUCUAAGGAGGUUGCCAGCUGUGAAACUGAUUCAUAUUUUGGAAUAAGCAUUGAAGAUUUAAGAGAAGAGCCAGAGGAUAUAAACACGACCAAUUCUGGGUCACAUUCACCAAUUUCAGUAGAGUUCUCUAGCCAUGAGAAAGAAUCUUCUGCUGCAUUUAAUUCUGUGGCUGGAAGAGAAGAUCCAGUAGAUGUGAAUAUGGCUGAUUCUGAGUGGUGUUCAGCUGAGUUAAAGGAGGUUUCCUGCAGUGAGAUGGAUCCUGUUUCAAUGGAUUGUAAAUUUGUAAGAGAAGAUUCAGGGGAUAAGGAGGUUGAGUCAAGACCAUCUGUUGCAAAGCAUGCCGAGGUUUAUGGCAAUGGGCACAUUGAUCAAAAUGAAAUUCCAUGUCGAGAAGAACAUGCUCAUAAACCAGUUUCGGCUGAAACUCAUAAAUUGAAAGACGUACGACCCCUCCACAAUUCUGAUUGUGAGAAUGGAAAUGGAGCAGAGAGAGUAGGAAUAAUGGGUGACAGUUUCUAAUAAUUUUAGGUUCUUUUUUCUAUAUUUCAUAUUCUUUCAUGAUCCCACCAUCAAAAGGAAAAGAUUUGAGUUGGGAAUUCUUUCUGGGGUUUCAGUAUUUGCAGAAAUCUCGGUUCCAUUGUACCAUGAUCAGAUUGACUCUUAACUUAUCAAAGUGGACACAGUUAAGGAUAUCGCAAUAGAUUGUAAGGAGGAGGAAUUACCUUCACUCUCCAUUGCUGAGCUAAUUUUGUCUAUAAAAAUAUCUACGGUAGAAUUAAUUUUCUUGUCUUA
Messenger RNA from Quercus lobata, 2920 nucleotides. Its product is annotated as ubiquitin carboxyl-terminal hydrolase 18-like. The transcript has 11 exons. The record is from RefSeq and is a predicted model, not a curated record. Gene Ontology annotation, cellular component: cytosol; nucleus. Lineage: Eukaryota; Viridiplantae; Streptophyta; Magnoliopsida; Fagales; Fagaceae. Bases 266 to 2647 code for a protein of 793 amino acids. Gene Ontology annotation, molecular function: cysteine-type deubiquitinase activity. Gene Ontology annotation, biological process: protein deubiquitination.